AUGCUCCCUUUCCUCAUCGUCCCGCUUCUCUGGUCGGCGAUGGCGCAGGCCGUCCCCACGGCGCCCCCGGCAUCCGCACUCGAGCCGGAAUCUCUCCCGCGCAACACCCUCACGAUACCCAUGCGCGCCAACCCGGACUACGUCCCGAACGGAGCCGCCCUCGCGGCCGCCUAUGAGAAGUGGAACAUGCCCGUUCCGGAGGCCCUCGCGAAACACACAUUGGCCCGGCGCGCUGGAUACUCCUGCAAGUUCCCCUUCUCUCUUUCCCCCGCUUCCAGGGAGAUGGGCAACUAUUGGUUGACGGAUAUAUUCGUCGGGAACCCCGAAAACUCACAAAAGAUCCCAGUCAUCAUCGACACCGGAAGCUCUGACUUCUGGCUGAUGACCACCGACACCCAAUUUGGCGACAAGGCAGCCAACGGCAAGCCAACACUGUACGACCCCUCAAAGUCGACGUCGAGUCAAGAAGUGCUCGGCGCCACUUGGUCGAGCUCGUACGGUCCGUCACUGCUUACCGGCCAUGGCCCCAUGAAAGCGACUGACCAGCCCUCCAUAGCGGACGGCGUCACCAACUCUGGCAAGGUAUACCUCGACACGGUUCGUUUCGGCCUUUCGACAGACAACAAUCGCUUCACCCUCAUCAACGCCACAGUCCAGUCUGUCGUCAAAGUCGACCAGCGUUGGGCGGUCGAACCUCAGAUCAGCGGCGUCUUGGGGAUCGCGAAGAAUCGCCCAUCGAGUGUCCAGCCAAGCACGCCGUCUAUGCUCGACCGUCUCAAGCCGGAACUGCACUUUGAAUGGAUUGGUAUCGACUUGCGGCACAAGUCGGAAAAGGGGUUCUUUUCCUUCGGCUACGCGAUGGGUACUGCGAGCAUAAACGAGCAACCCAUGGACGGCGAGGAAGACUGGAGUUUCCUGGUCAGCAAGACUCGUAUGAGCACCAUGAGCGGCGGGGUGUGGUUCCGAUUUGCAUCACCUUUCACUGCAACGAUUGACACCGGGAGCAGCUUCUUACUGCUUCCUUCAUCACUGGUGGCCAAGUACUAUUCAGAGAUUCCCGACUCUUCUUUUGACCCGGACCUGCAACAGUACAUCUUCCCGUGCUCUCUGGCAUCCGGAAUCCCCGACUUCCAGUUCAUAUCUGCAGGUGGAUAUGUUGGAACCGUCCCCAAGGAGCACAUCAACCUCGGACCUGUACCUGGCAACACCGAGAAAUGUUAUGGUGGCAUCCAAAAGAGCGGCGACGUCAAUCGUGCCGUUUUUGGUGGGGUGGCGCUCAAGAGCAUGUAUGUUCAGCUCAACUACGGCGCACAAGGCAGUUAUGUCGGCUUUGGCGACAAGGGUUCUCUCGAUGUAUGCUCAACGACAUCGGCGUGUGAUGCGUGA
Messenger RNA from Colletotrichum spaethianum, 1386 nucleotides. Its product is annotated as penicillopepsin-1. Gene Ontology annotation, biological process: proteolysis. The transcript is spliced from 3 exons. The coding region runs from base 1 to 1386 and encodes 461 amino acids. NCBI's taxonomy places the organism in Eukaryota, Fungi, Ascomycota, Sordariomycetes, Glomerellales, Glomerellaceae. Gene Ontology annotation, molecular function: aspartic-type endopeptidase activity. The record is from RefSeq and is a predicted model, not a curated record.